CCGCCCCUAGUCUCCACGCUGCUCCCCAAGCCUCCCCUAGUCUCCACGCUGCUCCCCAAGCCUCCCCUAGUCUCCACACUGCUCCCCCUAUCCCACGCCUCCCCACCCCUAGUCUCCACGCUGCUCCCCAAGCCUCCCCUAGUCUCCACGCUGCUCCCCAAGCCUCCCCUAGUCUCCACACUGCUCCCCAAGCCUCCCCUAGUCUCCACGCUGCUCCCCAAGCCUCCCCUAGUCUCCACGCUGCUCCCCAAGCCUCCCCUAGUCUCCACACUGCUCCCCAAGCCUCCCCUAGUCUCCACGCCUGCUCCCCAACCUCCCCUAGUCUCCACACUGCUCCCGCAAGCCUCCCCUAGUCCUCCCACACUGCUCCCCAAGCCUACCCUAGUCUCCACACUGCUCCCCAAGCCUCCCCUAGUCCUCCACACUGCUCCCCAAGCCCACCCUAGUCUCCACACACUGCUCCCCAAGCCUCCCCCUAGUCUCCACACUGCUCCCCAAGCCACCCUAGUCUCCACCUGCUCCCCAAGCCCACCCUAGCUCCACGCUGCUCCCCAAGCCUCCCCUAGUCUCCACACUGCUCCCCCAAGCCUCCCCUAGUCUCCACGCUGCUCCCCAAGCCCACCCUAGUCUCCACACUGCUCCCAAGCCCACCCUAGUCUCCACACUGCUCCCCAAGCCCCCCCUAGUCUCCACACUGCUCCCCAAGCCCACCCUAGUCUCCACACUGCUCCCCAAGCCCACCCUAGUCUCCACACUGCUCCCCAAGCCUCCCCAAGUCUCCACACUGCUCCCCAAGCCUCCCCUAGUCUCCACACUGCUCCCCAAGCCCCCCCUAGUCUCCACACUGCUCCCCAAGCCUCCCCUAGUCUCCACACUGCUCCCCAAGCUUCCCCUAGUCUCCACGCUGCUCCCCAAGCCUCCCCUAGUCUCCACACUGCUCCCCAAGCCUCCCCUAGUCUCCACACUGCUCCCCAAGCCUCCCCUAGUCUCCACACUGCUCCCCAAGCCAUCCCCUAGUCUCCACACUGCUCCCCAAGCCUCCCCUAGUCUCCACACUGCUCCCCAAGCCGCAGAUCCUCUGGAUUCCAUCCACCGUGUAUUUCUGUAAUGGAAUCAGCACCUUCCAUCCAGAAAGCCAGUUUGUCUGCUGCUUUUCUCGAGCAGUUGAGUGAUUACAUGCUGCCACCUCAAAAAAGCAUACAAUUCUACCUCUGUCUUCGUAGCUGUUCCAUCAGUUUGUGUGGGUUGUUUGCUCUGACACACUCGCUCUCCCUCUCUCUACCCUUUCCUAUCCCUCUGUUUUCUUCCCCACUCUGUUCUCUCUCCCUCUCUCCGCUCUCCUCCUCUAGGUGUGGGGGAACGGUAGGAGCCAUCCUGACCUGUCCCCUGGAGGUGGUGAAGACCAGACUCCAGUCAUCCCACAUCACACUCUACGUGUCUGAGGUGCAGCUCAGUACCGUCAAUGGGCCCAGCGUAGCACGUAUGUCCCCUCCAGGACCCCUGCACUGCCUCAAGUGGGUAUUAUAUUCUGCCUGCAUAAUUUGAUUUACUAGCAUUGUCAUAUUAACAUACAGUAUCAGCUCACAAGAUCAAACAGGCGUAGGCUUUUAUUUCAAUGUCUAGUGAUGUUUAUUGUUAACCAUCAAAUACAAUAGUUUAUGCUUGUGUUAUUGGUUUUGAUAGUUUUGGAUUUAUUACUGUCAUUGCCCUCUAGCUUUGCACAUUAAACUUCACAGUAAACAGUCCUAAGUAGCCUAACGUGUAGAAAUCUCAAAAUACCAGAGAGUAAAAAUGAGCUGGUCUAUUUUGGGUGUUUGCACGCCCUCCGCUUUACCCCCUAUCCCCUUGUGGGGUUUGGCUGCAGGAUCCCUCCCUCCUCACGAAAUCCCAUGUUGCUCUGGCCCAUUUCUCCUUGGCAGGCAGAGCCAUGUGGACUGAAAUCCAACUCCUAGAGCACCUCUCUCUCUCCUACCUUCAGAGGAAGGCCUGUCUGGGGAUCUGUAGCCUACCCCAGCAGCAGGAUAUAUCACAUCAGUCCUAUCCUAUCAUACUUAAUGUUUUUCUCUCUGCAAGUUGUUGUUGCAACCCAGCAAGGCUUUCGGCAGACCCUAUUCCUAGUUCUUUUUUAUGAACUCCACUGAAGUUUCAGUGAAAAGAAUGUGAGUGUUUGUGUGGUGGGUAAGGGAAUUGAGAUGUUCUGUUUUUGUCUUCAGGUUGAUUCUUGAGAAAGAAGGAGCCCGCUCUCUGUUCAGGGGCCUGGGGCCUAAUCUAGUGGGCGUGGCCCCCUCCAGGUAAGCACCUAACAUUACUUUUAAAAAUGUAGAUACAGUUGAAGUCGGAAGUUUACAUACACUUAGGUUGGAGUCAUUAAACUCGUUUUUCAACCACUCCACAAAUGUCUUGUUAACAAACUAUAGUUCUGGCAAGUCGGUUAGGACAUCUACUUUGUGCAUGACACAAGUAAUUUUUCCAACAAUUGUUUACAGACAGAUUUUUUAGCUUAUAAUUCACUGUAUCACAAUUCCAGUGGGUCAGAAGUUUACAUACACUAAGUUGACUGUGCCUUUUAAACAGCUUGGAAAAUUCCAGAAAAUGAUGUCUUGGCUUUAGUAGCUUCUGAUAGGCUAAUUGACAUCAUUUGAGUCAAUUGGAGGUGUACCUGUGGAUGUAUUUCAAGGCCUACCAUCAAACUCAGUGCCUCUUUGCUUGACAUCAUGGGAAAAUCAAAAGAAAUCAGCCAAGACCUCAGAAAAUAAUUGUAGACCUCCACAAGUCUGGUUCAUCCUUGGGAGCAAUUUCCAAACGCCUGAAGGUACCACGUUCAUCUGUACAAACAAUAAUACGCAAGUAUAAACACCAUGGGACCACGCAGCCGUCAUACCGCUUAGGAAGGAGACGCAUUCUGUCUCCUAGAGAUGAAAGUACUUUGGUGCGAAAAGUGCAAAUCAAUCCCAGAACAACAGCAAAGGGCCUUGUGAAGAUGCUGGAGGAAACGCAUACAAAAGUAUCUAUAUCCACAGUAAAACGAGUCCUAUAUCGACAUAACCUGAAAGGCCGCUCAGCAAGGAAGAUGCCACUUCUUCUAAACCGCCAUAAAAAAGCCAGACUACGGUUUGCAACUGCACAUGGGGACAAAGAUCAUACUUUUUUGGGGAAAAUGUCCUCUGGUCUGAUGAAACAAAAAUAGAACUGUUUGGCCAUAAUGACCAUUGUUAUGUUUGGAGGAAAAAGGGAGUUGCUUGCAAGCCGAAGAACACCAUCCCAACCGUGAAGCACGGGGGUGGCAGCAUCAUGCUGUGGGGGUGCUUUGCUGCAGGAGGGACUGGUGCACUUCACAAAAUAGAUGGCAUCAUGAGGAAGGAAAAUUAUGUGGAUAUAUUGAAGCAACACCUCAAGACAUCAGUCAGGAAGUUAAAGCUUGGUCGCAAAACAUACUUCCAAAGUUGUGGCAAAAUGGCUUAAGGACAACACAGUCAAGGUAUUGGAGUGGCCAUCACAAAGCGCUGACCUCAAUCCUAUAGAAAAUGUGUGGGAAGAACUGAAAAAAAAAGUGUGCGUGAGCAAGGAGGCCUACAAACCUGACUCAGUUACACCAGCUCUGUCAGUAGGAAUGGGCCAAAAUUCACCCAACUUAUUGUGGGAAGCUUGUGGAAGGCUACCUGAAAUGUUUGACCCAAGUUAAACAAUUUAAAGGCAAUGCUACCAAAUACUAAUUGAGUGUAUGUAAACUUCUGACCCACUGGGAAUGUGAUUAAAUAAAUAAAAGCUGAAAUAAAUCAUUCUCUCUACUAUUAUUCUGACAUUUCACAUUCUUAAAAUAAAGUGGUGAUCCUAACUGACCUAAGACACUGCAUUUUUACUAGGAUUAAAUGUCAGGAAUUGUGAAAAACUGAGUUUAAAUGUACUUAGCUAAGGUGUAUGUAAACUUUCAACUGUAAAUGAAAUGAUAGUACUGUAUGAUAAUUUCAUAUUUCAGGAUAAACAAUAUCACCAACCACAUUUCCAUACAACUAUUUCAUGCGGAUGAAUUACCUGACGCAUGAAAGAAGUCACAACCAGGCUGAUGGAAACAUUAAAUGCCAGUACAAUUUUAUAAAUGCCGACAGACAAUUUGUUCAUUCGACAUGUUGGGAUCUUUUUGUUUCUGUAAAAUUAAUUAUGCGAGAAAUGGCGGUGGAAACGCCAUUAUGCGCAAAUAUUGAUAUAAUAAUCACAAUUUUGAAGUAAACUUUGAGUCACACAAUGAUAUGUUGUGUGGUCCUCCCACUACGACUCGAGAGAGCAUGCAGUUUAUUAGGCUACAGAUUAAAUAAGAUGAACAUCACAGGGUGGUGAAAGUGCAAGGUGAUGAGCUUGAUGCUCCUUUCCAAUAAAUAUCAAGGGUCUUAUUCUGGUGACAUGAUUAUCGAUGCUUGGCUGCCGUUUGACAAAUGCAAAUAAUAUCACUCUUAUCCAAUAAUAAUAAUCUCAUGUAGACUAGCCUACCCACACUGUAUCUGCCAGCUGUUGGCUAGAGCGCAUGUGCCAAGACGUUACAUUUUAGUCAUUUAGCAGACGCUCUUAUCCAGAGCGACUUACAGUUAGUGAAUGUGCCCAGCACAUUAUAUAUCUUUUUCCUACCCCCUGUGGGAAUCGAACCCACAACCCUGGCGUUGCAAACGCCAUGCUCUAUCAACUGAGUUACAUCCCUGCCGGCCAUUCCCUCCCUUACCCUGGACGACGCUGGGCCAAUUGCGCGCCGCCCCAUGGGUCUCCCCCGGUCGCGGCCGGCUACGACAGAGCCUGGAUACGAACCAGGAUCUCUAGUGGCACAGCUAGCACUGCGAUGCAGUGCCUUAGACCACUGCGCCACUCGGGAGACAGACCAAAGGUAUUCACUAAGUUGAUGGUUUAUAUUUAGAAUAAUGUUUUACAGCUUUUUCCUUCCAUCUAAAAUCACCUCAUUAAAUUUGUUCAUAUAUUUUACAUGUGAUAAGGCCACACGGAGGACCAGAGACUAUUAAAGACACUUGUGAUAAUCUAAGGUACCCACAAGGGCAGCUAGAUAUCUUGUGAUAUAUUACAUAAAAUCCUUGAUAGAUACCAAAAUUCUGGUAGUUUACUGGUUAACUUAAAAAGUUUCCAGUAAUAUACCCUCCCUUUACAACUCUAAUCUAGCCUAUGUGGAAAGAGCUACUAUUAACAUUAUCUGACAUUGACCCACUGGCAGUCAACUGCACUUUUACACACAGACACACAGUCAAUGUUAGCACUGGAGUCUUUGAGUUCUCAGUUGUCGUGUAGGAAUGUCUGAGGGGUCACUUUGUUGCCAUUUGUUAAUAGAGUCAAAGUGUUCUGGGAGGUUACUGUGUCACUAUGGGGUUUGGGGUCAUCAAGUUGACGGGGGUCCAUUUUACAUCUUACAAUGGUGCUUUUACAGAGAGGAGUUCUGAAUCAAUCACUAUCACAGUGAUUAUCUUACUCUUGGUUCAUCUUUUAGACUGGACAAACAGCACUAAUGCCCAGCGCUAAUGCCCAGCACCAGGCUGUCCAUCCCACAGGUUUAAGGCUGUUACAUAACACUGUCGGUCACUGUGGAGGAUAAAGGAGAGGAAAACAACCAAACUAGGGUUUCUGGAUGAGAGAGAGAAGCCGAUCACAGCUGCAAUGAUCAGGGCUCUGAGUAGCACUGUACUCUAGCCAGCGAGUUAGCCAACCAUCUGUAGGAGUGAGAGAGAAAAGAUUAGAUGCUAAAUUGCUACUAAUGCUAAUUAGCCCCUGGCCCGCUGCUGAUGACGAGUCUAGGUGGUAGCUAAUGGUAGACUCUAGCUAAUAGUUAAUGGUAGAUGCUAGCUAAUGCUACGUCUAACAAAAGCUUGUGCUAAGCAUAUGCAGAGUGCUUUGUUGACACUCAGGGUAGACGCUGAUGCAGAUCUCUCCCAGGGUCAAACCACCUGGGCCUCUGACGCAACACAAAACGUAUAGCCUAGGCUACACACACACACACUGACUGAUAAGCUUUUAGUGGUCAGUUCUGAAGUGGUUUUUAGAAUUUGUUUUGCUCAGGGCAAGUUUGACCAUAACAUGUUUGAUGGAUGGAGGUUUAAACUACCUGUAGUGUGCCUGACUGUCUCUGCAGUUAACAAUGCUACAUCUCUGCCAAGCCAAACACAGUGAGACAAUGACAAAUUGGCUGAAGAAGCAGAAACAGCCUGGCACCGGCUAGACACAAACUUUGUCACUUUGAAAAUGUGCUUCUAGACCUACAGGUAUCUAAUUGUUGAAAAAAGACUAAGAGAUUAGACCUAGUACUUGUGUGUGUACUGAAUGUAUUUACUUAAGGUUUGCAAAAUUCCAGUAACUUUCCCAAAAUUCUUAGGUUUUUCCAUAAACCCUGGUUGGAAGUUUCCCAGUACCAAGAGGGAAUAAGCAGGAUUCCGGAAUCCUCCAACCAGGACUUCUGGAAAACUGGUGAUAAAAAAAAAAAAAAAUAUAUAUAUAUAUAUAUAUAUAUAUAUAUAUAUAUAUAUAUAUAUAUAUAUAUAUAUAUAUAUAUAUAGACCAGAAUUUUGCAUUCACUACUCUUUUUAGCACUGUGUGUUUUGUCCAAUAAUGCCUAUUUAAACUGAAACGCUCAGCCCAGUCGUUUGAUGCUGUUGGCUUUAUUCUUAAUUAGCGGGUGUGUAAUUUACAUUUACAUCAUUUAGCAGACGCUCUUAUCCAGAGCGUAAUGGUUCACCAAAUCCACGGUUCGUUAUAUAUUGCAGUUUUGGGGUCACGUUUCGGUACAGCGGGAAAGUGAAAUGCCAACAGUAACUAUAUAUAUAUAAAGAUGCACUAUGCAGAAAUUGCUCAGCCGUUUCCUGGUUGCUAAAAUUUUAAUAGUUUGCCUAAUUUUAAGUUUAUGUCACAAAACAAGUAUAUUGUAGAGAAUCAUUGUACCAUCUAAACCGCUGUGAAAUAUAUUUUCUAUAAUCAAAUAUAUAGUAUGUUUCAGCUCUUGGAAGCUAAUGCACAAAACCGAAAGUAAAAGACGCAAAAACGAAACUUAAAAACGGGAAGCAUAGAAAUAUCGCACAUCGAACAGAUCUACCGCUUCUUAGACUUACUUUCAAUGAGAAUUCACAUUUCCCAAAAAAAGUUAAUACAAAGUGUUAACUAAUUUAUUUGGCCCGGUCAGAAUCAGCUGCGAAGGGCUGCUUGAAUGCAGAAGGGAGACUAAGUUUUUAUUUUUUGCGUUUCCGUCUUGCUCUGAUGGUAGGAAUACUGGGGUGACGUCGGUGUAAAUGUGUCAACAUGUUUGAGGUGUUGGCAGCUGCAUAGGUUAUUCUCGUUGAGCAGUAGCGACUUACUGUUAACGUUUUAUCCACAACUCUCUCUCCAUUGCCAUUGUAAUCUACUGGGAAACCAACAUUUUUCUCAAACUGGAGAUCUAAACAAUGAUUGAGAAUCCUCCUGGUUUAUCGACCCCACCACUCACCAUCAUACAAAACUAAGACUGUUUUGAAAUGCGGAAAUUUAAGAUUACAAUGUUGAUUACAAUGUGUGCAUAGGCUCUAGUUGUUUUAACAGAAUAGCCUGAAAUGAUUUUUUCAGCUGUGAUUUACUCUGAGGCAUACAACACAGCGUAGACAUUGCCUAUAGGCCUAGUGUUUUAAAUGUUGAUAUAUUUUUUAUGUGUUGACCGAACCAAGGUCCCCAUACCGAACGGUUCAGUAGGAAUACAUGUUACACCCCUAUUAAUCAGCCCAGUCGUUGCGGCUGUUGGCUUUAUUCUUAAUUAGCCCAGUCAGAUUAGUAGGUAGCUGGACAAUAACGUUUAGUGUGUUUAGUAAUGUUGUCAUUAAUUAGCUACACUGCUGCUGGAAGAAGACUAGUGGCUUACAUGCGUAAGAGGCUGUUGUUCUUUACAUAACAUGGGUUACGAGAGCGACUAAUUAGUUUUGCACUAAAGAUGUUGCCUAACCGUAACGUUCAAUACUUUAUUUUAUUCACUGUGUUUGUAUGUGGUGUGUAGGCCUUCUACUGUUUUUUGUAAGUUCCUUGGCAGGACAAGGGAUUCCCCACCAGGGACGGUGAAGAUAUUGAUUCCUGUGCUGUACAGUCUGUUUAAUCCCUGGACCCUGUCUCCUCCUCCAGAGCCAUCUAUUUUGCUGCGUACUCCAGUGCCAAAGAGAGACUGAAUGAAGUGUUUGAGCCUGACUCUACACAGGUCCACAUGGUAUCUGCUGGCUUGGCAGGUAACAACACCAACCACCCACUUUCUAACACUAUACCAUGUAGUCUUUUUUUUAAACCGUUUUAUUUAUAGAUUUUUCAUUGGUAGGUAUACUUUUCAGUCAUUUAAUUUUUCUGUGAGUAUUUAGUCAACUGUAGCUAGUAAAAUUGGAUGAUAGCCUAACCUGGAGUGUCAUGUGAUGUGACCACUUCUAAUGUGUUAGUCAGACAUGCCAGAGGACUGGACCUGACUGGGUCAGUGGUGGUAAGUCCAGUCAAACCCAGACUGACUAGUUCUGUAGAGGUCCCCUACCUCACCUUCCUAUUAUAGGGUUAGGGUUCUAUAUUCUAGUCUCGGGCUACAGUAUACAGUUGAAGUCAGAAGUUUACAUACACUUACUUAGGUUGGAGUCAUUAAAACUUGUUUUUCAACCGCUCGACAAAUGUCUUAUUAACAAACUAUAGUUUUGGCUAAAUCCUAUAGAAAAUGUGUGGGCAGAACUGAAAAAGCGUGUGCGAGCAAGGAGGCCUACAAACCUGACUCCGUUACACCAGGAGGAAUGGGCCAAAAUUCACCCAACUUAUUGGGGAAGGUUGUGGAAGGCUACCCAAAACGUUUGACCAAAGUUAAACAAUUUAACGGCAAUGCUACCAAAUAGUAAUUGAGUGUAUGUAAACUUCUGACCCACUGGGAAUGUGAUGAAAUAAAUAAAAGCUGAAAUAAAUCACUCUACUAUUAUUCUGACAUUUCACAUUCUUAAAAUAAAGUGGUGAUCUUAACUGACCUAAGACAGGGAAUUUUUACUAGGAUUAAAUGUCAGGAAUUGUGUAAAACUUAGUUUAAAUGUAUUUGGCUAAAGUGUAUGUAAACUUCCGACUUCAACUGUAUCUGCCCAGCAGCUCUUAGCCUAUUGUUUCCUGUGACAGCUCCCCAUAUUACCUAAUCCUCUAGCCUAGUGGCUAAACUAGUUUCUGACAUGAGGCGUCCCUCUUUGUCUUUCCAUGUGCAUGUAAUUAGGACAUUAUUGUUUUUUCAAAGGCAAGGGAGUAGAAUAAAGUAUAUUUAUUUUUGACGUUCCAUCUGCAAAGCCUUUUUCAAGAAAAGUCUCAGUUAGGCCUAACAUAAUGCAAGACCUCAAACCUAGACAUUCCCCUAGGCCUCCUGUACGCAAACACUGGCUUAUCCCGUUUCCCCUGGCCGUUCCCCAAGUAAGCAUGCCUAUUAUCAUAAAAUUAUAUUGUAAAACUCAUACUUGUGCGCAAUUCCACACACACAGACGGACAGACAGACAUACACUGGCCUUUUCUAGAUGAGGAAAUAGUCUCUCUAGACGAUUCGUUCUGUCCAGUGUCACAGUGGUCCUAGGAGGAAUGCAAUAUGUCAUGUAGCCUAGACUCCUGGCUUCUACCCUUUUAGAAUUUAGGUCUGUCAGCCAAGCUGGGCUUUUAAAGAGCGCUGCGUGUUUGUGUAACGUGAACGUGAGACUGUGUUUUUGACAAGUUAACGUUAACACCCUAUCCUUCUGAGCAACAUGACUCGGUCCUUCCACCAGUCAAGUCAAGGUCAGCUCUGCUCUGCUUUAUUUAUUCUGCUCAUGUACGCCCCAAAUACCCCCUCUAGUGGCCACGCCAUGAGGUGCAGCUACCUGUAGAACCAGUAUUAGCCACCUAACAGGCUUCUCUCUGUGAUACAGGAGCUCAGGGAGGGGAAUAGACUGGCUCCAGUAUGAGAGUGAUGUGUUGACAGGCUGGUGAGAAAAGACGCCUGUUUGCCAUUGGUACAUCGUAGUUAUGUGAUACAGAGAGCUGUGUAGCCAAGUGGCUUCUGCAGAGCUAGGAAUAACCCUGAGAUCAGUGUCAACAUGACUCCCGGGCUAAAGUAGCCUAAUACUGAUAUUAUGGGAGUGUAACCUUUACACACACUAACAUGCACACACGUUACAUCACACAUGCUGUCACAACACAGAUAUCCUAGGCCUUGUCAUACUGUGGUAUGUUCAUGAGCUCCUCUCUCUCUUGAAAGUGGUGUUGACAGUUAAUUUAACCUGCCACUAUUUCUGAUCGUUUUAAAUUCCCCUGCACAUUUUAUUUAUUUAAUGACUGGUGCUUCAGAGAAGUUUUGGACAGUGUUUUGUUCUGCAGCUUGGUAGACAAACACUCCUAGUGUUUGUGCUGUUAGUCUAUUAAGUAAAGUGUGUCUAAAUGUGAGCUCUUCUCCUUCCUGUCAGGGUUCACAGCCAUCACAGCUACCAACCCUAUCUGGCUCAUCAAGACUCGUAUGCAGCUGGACUCCAGGUAAACACACACGUCUGACUCGGUAGUGGCUAGAGGUGGGUUUAGGAUGUGGUGUCGGUGUACACCGUCUCUGUCGGCUGUACCAUUAGUAAAUCCCUAUUACACCUGCCUUUCAUAGGAACCGCGGGGAGAAGCCCAUGAACGCGUUUGAGUGUUUGCGGCGGGUGUACCAGACAGAAGGCCUGCGAGGGUUCUACCGGGGAAUGUCAGCGUCCUACGCUGGAAUCUCAGAGACUGUGAUCCACUUUGUCAUCUAUGAGAGCAUCAAGCGUCGCCUCCUGGAGGCCAAGGCCGCGCAGCACAUGGACGAGGAGGGGGAGUCGUCCAAGGAUGCCUCAGACUUUGUGGGGAUGAUGCUCGCCGCUGCCACCUCCAAGACCUGUGCCACGUCCAUCGCUUACCCCCACGGUGAGAGCAUUGCAUCCUGGGAGCAGGAGGGUGGGAGUGGUCUGAGUGGAGGAUAGGGGGUUUAUAGUCAGUUGUGUGUUUGUAGUCCUUAGACUAGUUAGCACCUGUAGUUAGUAUUGGUUGUCCUUAGACCAUGUUACUGUGAGAGUAAAAUAUAUUGAAGUCCAGUAUAGAAUCUAGUAUUGGGAAAGUAUUUAUUUUGAAUGUAGCAGGAAAUGAGUGUGCUCCUUCUCCCCUCUACAGAAGUGAUCCGGACCCGGCUACGGGAGGAAGGCACCAAGUACCGUUCCUUCUUCCAGACUCUGACCACGGUGCCCAAGGAAGAGGGCUACAGGGCGCUGUACCGCGGCCUCACCACCCACCUGGUGCGCCAGAUCCCUAACACCGCCAUCAUGAUGUGCACCUACGAGUUAGUGGUCUACAUGCUGAACGGUUAA
Messenger RNA from Coregonus sp. 'balchen', 11336 nucleotides. Lineage: Eukaryota; Metazoa; Chordata; Actinopteri; Salmoniformes; Salmonidae. The record is from the annotation of a GenBank genome assembly.